AUGGAGGUACGACAUGACUCAAAUGAUUUUAACAAGGAUGAAGAGAGUCCAAUCAAGAAGGAGCACAAGAGCAAAGAACUAGAUCAAUUGAUCUCUUUAAUCAAGGAAUUAGGAAAACACGAUAAAAAUGCAAGUGCCUCUAGAACAAACGACUCAUCUCAGAAUUGUAUGCCCCUAAAGAGCAUCCUUGAAAAUAUAAUUGAUUUCCUACAAAGGAAAGACACGAGUGGGCUGUUUGCUGCACCAACUAAUCUUGAUGUGGUGGAAAAUUACCAUAAAAUUGUCAAGCAACCAAUGGAUUUUGGUACCAUGAGAGCCAAACUUCACGAGGACAUGUAUACAAACUUCAAUCAAUUCAAGCGUGAUAUCUUUCUGAUAUGCAGCAAUGCAAUGCAUGCUAGUCCUAAGACAUCAAAAUAUCAUGAAGUGGCUAAACAUAUUAAUAGGUAUGCAAAGGGGAUAUUUGAGGCUCUGAAUGCGGACCUUGGACUUUUUCAUUCAGAACUUUCCCUCAACAAGAGAGGUCCAAGUACAAAGCAACAAAAGGAGAAAUUGAUCAGAACCCCACGAAGGGUUGCUACUAAAUGUGCUGGGAGAAACAAUGCUACUCACUCUACGGUACCUGAAACAGAAAAGAGGGAUAAGUAUUGGCCUCCAAGUAAGCCACUGGUUGCAGAAGUCCUAAAUGCUAAGAAGCCCAUCAUUCAAUUGAACGAAAAUGUAAGUAAGUACAAAGAGAGCCUCCUACGGUUUGUGAAGGAUUUAGGACCAACAGCUCAAAAAGUAGCAGCAAAAAGACUAGAAGUUGUUUCCCUUUCCCCAGUUGAGAAUGUGUCUUCCUUUCAUGGACCUAUUCAAGAGCCUACCAAUCAACUGCACUUAGGAAGUAGCAGAACAAGCAACACAAGACUGUGGAACACCUCUGCUGGUAUACAAAACAUGUUAGCCGCCGGAAUCUCCAGCAAUGCGUUUGCCUGCGUCCGUCCGACAAGCAUGAUCUCAGGGCCGCCUCAACCAAGGUUAUCAGGCAACAGAAAUAACCUUCCAGGGUCAUCACGCAAUCCAAAUCCAUGUCUUUUGUCUCAGUCAAUGGCAGAUUAUUCAGUUUCUUGCAUGCCAAGCAACAACCUCACUGAGCUACUACCUCUUAUGCAUCAGCCAAGGCCAAGAGAAUCAAUGUAUGCCAUGCCUAGCAAUAACCUUACAGGGCUAUCUCCUUUUCCACACCGAGCAAAUUCCGCGUCCAGGCUGAACCCCUUGAGGCUCUCUCCUCAUGGACCAGUUUCUCAACAGGAACAAAAUUCAUCAUUUCUACAAAUGCUCUUAGGAGGUGAAACCAAUAAUUAUGGAGGAGGAGGUGCUCAAAUAGGCCAGCCAGAAGAGGCUCCUCCACAGCUUCCUUUGGACAAUGAUAAUGAUCAUGAUGAGGUGCCUGACUUAGAACUUCACCUCUGA
Messenger RNA from Glycine soja, 1455 nucleotides. RefSeq lists its product as uncharacterized. Bases 1 to 1455 code for a protein of 484 amino acids. Gene Ontology annotation, molecular function: protein binding. NCBI's taxonomy places the organism in Eukaryota, Viridiplantae, Streptophyta, Magnoliopsida, Fabales, Fabaceae. The transcript is spliced from 9 exons. The record is from RefSeq and is a predicted model, not a curated record.